AUCUUCAUAAACACAGCGGAAUCGGUCAGCGACUAAUCUCUGCACAUCUCACUAUAUACAAGGAGUCCAAGCAAAUUUAACACAAGAUGAUCACAGGACCCAAUGGAACGAUGACAACGUUGGCUAAUAUCACAGGAACUCCAAAAAACGAAUGUAUAGAGUGGGACAAUGCUGAGUGGGUCUUUACCUACCGGCCCCCCUACAUGUGGUUCAUCUUCGUCUUGGGCUUCAUAGAAAACUUGUUUGUCAUCUCCGUCUUUGUCCUUCAUAAGAGUCGCUGCACAGUGACUGAGAUCUACCUGGGGAAUAUGGCGGCUACCGAUCUGAUUCUUGUUAGCAGCCUACCAUUUUGGGCUAUAUAUAUCUUUAACAAGUACUACAGGCCAUUCGGAGGCUUCAUGUGUCCACUUCUUAGUUACUUGUUUCAGCUCAACCUUUACAGCAGCAUCUACUUCCUUAUGAUGGUCAGUAUAGAGAGAUAUCUGGCUCUGGUGAAGGCCAUGUCCAUUGGUCGCUUGAGAAAUCCUUGCUGGGCAAAAGUGAUCUGUGGGAUCAUCUGGAUAUUUGCAGCGGUGUUUAGUGCGCCCAAUGGCGUGUUCCGAAAGGUGAAGUUUAUUAAAAGAUUAAACAUUUCUGUCUGUAUUUCAGUUGCACCUACAACAUGGAUUAUUUUCCCAAAUAUCCUCACAAAUAUUCUCGGCUUCCUAUUGCCUCUGGUUGUCACCUCCUUCUGUACAUUUCGUAUCGUUUGGUUUUUGAAGAACAACUCAAUGCGACAGUUCAAGAAAGUCAACAAGGAGAGAAAAGCCGCUCGGCUGGUCUUAUCUGUAUUCUUGCUCUUCAUAGUGUGUUGGCUCCCCUACAAUAUUACUAUUUUAUGUUUUUCCAUAUUAGAAAGAUUCAAUGUCCAUCCUACAUGUAUGGUAAGAUACAUCAAUCGUGUUGUUUACCAAAUCUCCUAUUGUCUUGCUCUCAGUAACAGUUGUAUCAAUCCGGUCAUAUACAGUAUGGUUGGGAAUCAAUUUAGGCAAAAAGCCAGAGAGGUCUACAGUAGGCUUCUAUGUAAAGGACCUGACAGAACAACGUCAUCAAUCCUAACAGAUUAA
Hyla sarda is the source of this 1106-nucleotide messenger RNA. Its product is annotated as B2 bradykinin receptor-like. Gene Ontology annotation, molecular function: bradykinin receptor activity. The transcript is spliced from 2 exons. Gene Ontology annotation, biological process: neutrophil chemotaxis; immune response; G protein-coupled receptor signaling pathway. The coding region runs from base 87 to 1106 and encodes 339 amino acids. Lineage: Eukaryota; Metazoa; Chordata; Amphibia; Anura; Hylidae. Gene Ontology annotation, cellular component: membrane. The record is from RefSeq and is a predicted model, not a curated record.